AUGGACCGUCAUUCCACUUUGAUCAUAUCUAUAUUACUCACCGCUUUGACCACAACCUUCUUCUCUCCGGUUUAUGCCGGAACUUUCGACAGAGACUUCGAUAUCACUUGGGGUGGUGGUCGUGGGAAAGUCCUAAACAAUGGAGAGCUUCUCACUCUUUCUCUCGAUAGAGCCUCCGGAUCUGGAUUCCAAUCCAAGAAAGAGUAUUUGUUCGGAAAAAUAGAUAUGCAGAUCAAACUCGUCCCUGGAAACUCUGCCGGAACCGUCACUACCUACUAUCUGAAGUCGAAAGGUGAUACGUGGGACGAGAUAGAUUUCGAGUUUCUGGGUAAUCUAACUGGUGAUCCGUAUGUGAUGCAUACAAAUGUGUAUACUAAAGGCAAAGGUGAUAGAGAACAACAAUUUCAUCUCUGGUUCGAUCCAACGGCUGAUUUUCACACUUACUCUGUUCUAUGGAACCAUCAUCACAUCGUUUUCUUGGUUGAUGGAAUUCCGAUAAGACAAUUCAAGAACCUAGAACAUAGGAGAAUUCCAUAUCCAAAAAUGCAGCCAAUGAGGCUCUACUCGAGUCUCUGGAACGCGGACCAGUGGGCUACGAGAGGAGGGCUUGUUAAGACCGACUGGUCCAAGGCGCCAUUCACCGCUUCUUACAGAAACUUUAGAGCGGACGCAUGUGUCUCGCACACUGGAAAACCAUCUUGCCCAGCCGGUUCACCAAGAUGGUUGUCUCAUAGGUUUGAUCUAACGGCGGAAAAUAAUAUGAGGGUAGUGCAGAGGAAGUUCAUGGUUUAUAACUAUUGUACGGAUUCCAAGAGGUUUCCUCAAGGAUUUCCUAAGGAGUGUGGUAUUCACUAG
This is a messenger RNA of Brassica oleracea var. oleracea, 855 nucleotides long. Its product is annotated as probable xyloglucan endotransglucosylase/hydrolase protein 25. The record is from RefSeq and is a predicted model, not a curated record. The coding region runs from base 1 to 855 and encodes 284 amino acids. NCBI's taxonomy places the organism in Eukaryota, Viridiplantae, Streptophyta, Magnoliopsida, Brassicales, Brassicaceae. Gene Ontology annotation, molecular function: xyloglucan:xyloglucosyl transferase activity; hydrolase activity, hydrolyzing O-glycosyl compounds. Gene Ontology annotation, cellular component: cell wall; apoplast. Gene Ontology annotation, biological process: cell wall biogenesis; xyloglucan metabolic process. The transcript has 3 exons.